This is a messenger RNA of Boleophthalmus pectinirostris (great blue-spotted mudskipper), 1788 nucleotides long. It is a transcript of the gene surf4, whose product is annotated as surfeit 4. The record is from RefSeq and is a predicted model, not a curated record. Bases 182 to 991 code for a protein of 269 amino acids. Gene Ontology annotation, biological process: Golgi organization. The transcript has 6 exons. Gene Ontology annotation, cellular component: membrane; endoplasmic reticulum; endoplasmic reticulum-Golgi intermediate compartment. NCBI's taxonomy places the organism in Eukaryota, Metazoa, Chordata, Actinopteri, Gobiiformes, Gobiidae.
GUCAAACUCGCGGGGCAUUGUGGGGCGGAGGCGGCCUUUCACGGUGCUCUCUGAUCGGGAAAUCUUCAAGUAAAUAACGUUUACAGGGAGUGAACUGGGUACUGCGUGCGAGGAGAAAACAACACACUAAAACUGUGCUGCACCGAGCCUGUGUUAUUACACGGUACCAUAUUUCAGAAAUAUGGGACAAGAGGAUCUAAUGAACACAGCCGAAGACGUGGCAGACCAGUUCCUUCGGGUCACAAAGCAGUACCUUCCCCAUGUGGCACGUCUCUGUCUUAUCAGCACCUUUCUUGAAGAUGGCAUCCGCAUGUGGUUCCAGUGGAAUGAGCAAAGAGAUUACAUUGAGGCAACCUGGAGCUGUGGUUAUUUCCUGGCAACAUGUUUUGUUCUACUUAAUCUUGUAGGACAGCUCGGUGGCUGUGUCCUUAUCCUCAGUAGAAAUUUUGUACAGUAUGCCUGUUUUGGAUUAUUUGGUAUCAUUGCGCUACAGACUGUAGCAUACAGCAUUUUAUGGGACCUCAAGUUCUUGAUGAGAAACCUUGCCCUGGGAGGCGGUCUGCUUUUGCUGCUAGCUGAGUCUCGUUCAGAAGGAAAGAGCAUGUUUGCUGGUGUUCCCUCAAUGGGUGAGAGUUCACCAAAGCAGUACAUGCAGCUGGGAGGCCGAGUUCUCCUGGUGCUCAUGUUCAUGACCCUGCUUCACUUUGACUCCAACUUCUUCUCUAUCUUGCAGAACAUGGUUGGAACUGCCUUGAUCAUCCUCGUUGCCAUUGGCUUCAAAACCAAACUUGCAGCCUUGACACUUGUUGUUUGGCUUCUGGCAAUUAACGUCUACUUCAAUGCUUUCUGGACCAUCCCCGCCUACAAGCCCAUGCAUGACUUCCUCAAGUAUGACUUCUUUCAGACCACCUCAGUUAUUGGCGGGCUGCUGUUAGUGGUGGCACUUGGACCUGGUGGAGUGUCCAUGGAUGAGAAAAAGAAAGAGUGGUAAAUUUCAAGGUGGGGUGGACUUCACAGCACCACUAGGUAUCCCCCCCCCCCCCCCCACUGCCAAGGACAAAGGACCCCCUUUUCCCCCAUCAGGGUACACCUUUUUCUAUGUCCAUAGACCACCUCAACAAUAGAUUGCAUUUUUCUGUUUUACACCCAAAGUUGUUUAAGUUAACAUGCCAUAUUUUGACAGCUUUGUUCUAUAUAAUUUUAACAAAAAUGGGAGCCCAUUGAUUGAAUUGUGGCUAGUCAAAGAAAGGAUGCUAUACAUAUUAAAAUAAGAAAUUUAUGCUCUUUGUGCCACAGAGAUGUAUUUGUGUUGUUGUUUAUUUGUUGACGAGGAGCCUUUUUGGUGAUCAUGAAUGAACCAAAUGGAAACAUGCCUACUGCCCCCUCAUGCACCCUCAUCGAUCUUGUAGAGUGAAGAUAUGAUCAUAUCAACAUCCUGACUCUACAGACUUUAGCCUGUUCCUCCUCAUUUCUGUUGUUGGUGUGGGAGAGAUGUAUCAGGAGUUUAUUGUAAUUCAAUGGGUGGUGAAGUGAUGUCAUGCUUAAUAAUUAGAUGUUGCAUAAAUACAUGUUAGUUCCAGGACUUGUGAUGGACAUUUUCUACUUAAUGGUUAUCUUUGGCAAAUGUAAAAACUUGUGUGCAAUUUGGUUUAAAAAGGGGUGGGGCUCAACCUGUAACACAGCAUUUUGCCAUCAUCUGGAGUAGCAAAGAGGACUAGUCACCAGCCACUUUGUCUUUGCUCAGUGCUUUUUUGCUAUGUAUAAAAUAAAACAAGAUACGUGUAUUAA